AUGUCAGAAGCUCUCGCCGACAGCAACUGGGAGGGCGCCUUCCAGAAGGCCCAUGGCCGAGCGCCCACCCGCGACGACUACCGCAACUACAGCAAGCUAAAGGCCCUGGGUGGCAAUUCGGCGCAGAAAAAGCGGCUGCAGCGGCGGCACACGGAUUUCCCAGGCAAGCCGCCGGCCCCACCAAAGCGCAAGUCGGCAGAGCCCCAGCGCAGGCUGAUCGAUGAGCAGAAGGAGCGGCAGAUCCAGAAGAGCGAGCACGCUGUUGCAGAGUCCGGCGACCAUGCAGACGAAAUUGAGGCGACGCCCAAGCGCCGACGCACUACGGCGAUGGUUUUCUCGCCAAUUACGCAGGCAGCAGAGUCGGACACGACGGUUACUGAGGAUGGAGACCCCAAGCAGAUGGCGGUUGAAGAUGUGCCGCCGGUGCCCUCGCUGUUCCAGAGGCAGACGCCAUCGGUGAGUCGGUCAGCAAUGAUGGCUGCACGCCGUGCUAGUGCUGGGCCAUUUUCUUCAGUAUCGAGCACCAGCUCAUUGUCGUCGCUGGGCGAACCAGAGGAUCCGAAGAGCCGGCGCAGAACGCUGAUCGGCUCGAUGCGCACAUUGGAUCCUGGGAGUGCACUGGUCAAAACCACAUCUAUCCCGCUGAGUGCCUUUGGAGCGCAGUUCCGCGGAGCCUCAGCACUUGGAGACGCCGAUCUAGUCGAAGACGCUAGCAACAACAGCCCGGCAGGAAAGUCUGGGGACAGUGACGCUGAGACAAGCGCAGCACGCGUCCGCGUCAAGCUUAGACCAGUGGACCAUGACGGCAACGCGAAGAUGCGAAAACCCAAAGAGGACACGUCCGGGCUUGUCAGCAGCAACUUUUACAAAUUGCGGCUGCGCAAAGGCAGGCGCGGGGCGCCAUCUGCUGAUGAACGGCGCACGGCCAUGUACAAGCGUAUGGAUGAAUUCGACGGCGCAUUUGACGAGGAGCUGAGCAGUGAAGCGGAAAAUGCUGAUCCAGUGCCGGUGGGAGAGAGUGAGUCCCAAGACCAUUGGGCAGCCAGGAUGGUUGCGGGCAAACCGCUGUCGUUCUUUGUAGCCGAUGAUUCUUCAGCGGACAAGAAUUCCUGCACAGUCAGCGAAAAGUUCAUCGAUGGCCAUGAUGUCACGGUCGAUACACUGAAGGUCCUGAAGCAUGUCUGGGGCCACGACCAGCGGAUCCUCGGCUGCCGCUCCACGCUUCUCCUCCUUGCCACUGGCUCUGGAAAAUCGCUUGCCUACCAGCUCCCCUCCCUGCUUCUCUCCUCGCUCUGCAACGGGCUGACUUUGGUUGUCACCCCACUGAUCUCGCUGAUGCGCGACCAGAUCAAGCAUCUGCCAAAGGAGUUCCAAGGCAAUCUGCAUCGGCUGGCGUCGGGUCAGGUCCAGCUUAUGUUUGUGUCACCGGAGCGGCUAGCGAGUCCACGGUUCCAUGACCUGAUGAUGUCUGAGCGCACGCCGCAGGUGCAGCUGGCGGUCGUCGACGAGGCCUCAUUGUCCCCCGUGUUCUGCGGCCUGCUCAAUGUCCCCUGCGUGCUAGCCAUGACCGGCACUGCCACCAGCGCACUGGCUACACAGGUAUGUAAAAUGUUUGAUAUCGAUGCUUCCGAAGGUGUUAUCCGCGGCGACAUAGUCCGCAGCAACAUCUCCCUGAGCGUCGUGCCAGUCUACAUGGGCACCAACGCAAAGAUGUACAAAAAGUCCUGUGCUCGCGAGGAAGCCCUGCUUGGGAUCCUGCGCCAGCCAGAGAUGGCUGCUUUGGAAUCGAUCCUUGUCUAUGUUGCAACCCAGACAACGGCCAAUCGAGUGGCCGAGUACCUGACCAGCCGCUCCAUUCCCGCGCAAUCCUACCAUGCGGGCAAAACAUCCCGCAGGAAGAAAGCAGCCAUCCGCGUGCUGGUGGCCACGGUGGCAUUCGGAAUGGGCCUGGAUAAGCGCGAUCUUCGCGCAGUCAUCCACUUCAAUCUGCCCAGAAGCACAGAGGCGUAUGUGCAGGAGGUCGGCCGCGCUGGAGCAGACGACGGCAUGCCGUGCAGCCGCACCAGCAUUGAUGCGACACGCACACGCAGCUGGGCAAAUUCUGACGGGGUCGAUCUGGCAGCCUUCAUGCGCUCGGCCAUCGCCAAGGCCAAGCAAAUGCGCUCAUCCAGCACCCCGCCCGGCGCGGCGUGGCAUGCAACCAAUCUGGCUGUGCUCUGUCUGAAGUCGCUGGAGGCAGAUCUGGAUGCCGAGCAGGCGGUUGCCCAGACCUUCAUCAGCUACCUGGCGCUCCGCGAGCCAGCAGAUCUAGGCACGUUAGCGGAAUCCCAUGAGCUGUUUGCAAAGCUGGCCGACUUUGCUGCCCCGCAGACCUACUGCAGCGCCAGCAAACGCACGUCCACACUGACUGUCGAUAUCCUGGACUUGGCCACGGCCUUGGGCACCACUCCCACCGAUGCUAUCUCUGAACUGUACAGGUGGAGGGCCAAGCGCGAGAUCAUGCUAACAUGGCUCGAGCCCUCAGCCGUCGUCAAUGUGACCCUGGAUACCGGCCGGUUCGCGGAGAUGGUUGGCGAGCCAGGCAAGUUGCCCAAGGACUGCGAUCCAGAGGAAUGGUGGGUUGAGCAGCUAGCCAUGCAUAUCGAAAAGCACAUUGCCGACUUGGCCUCUGCUCUGGCGUCCCAGAACGAGGCGAUGGUGCGCGGGAAUGUGCGCAAGGUCGACGCACUGGCGGAAACCAUGGGUGCUGCCGCCGUGCUAGACAAUGGGGGCGCACAGAACUCCUUCCUACAGGCUGCCACUGAGGCGUAUUUCGCCGCCACGCAGUCGGACCGUGAUAUCGCGGUCCAGCGCAUCCAAGAGAUAGCUGGAGAUGUGCCUGCAUGUCUAGCUGACGAUCCGGCUGGCAGCACAUCUGUGACUGGAUCGGAGCCGGUUUCGGAUGAAGCCAGGAGCCGCAUCUGCCGCUUCAUUGCGCAGCACGGUCAUGAGGUGGCGACGGGUCGUGCUGUGGCACGCAUUUUCCACGGGCUCUCUAGCCCAACAUGUCCAGCGGCACAGUGGUCGUGGUGCGUCGAAUGGGGAUGCAUGGCGCAUGUGGAUUUCGACGCCAUCCGCCAAUGUGCCCAGACAGAGCUCAUCCGCAUCCACUGCCAGACAGUGGCCGAUACCUCAUGUGCUUCUCAGUUGUGA
Linderina pennispora is the source of this 3192-nucleotide messenger RNA. RefSeq lists its product as uncharacterized. The record is from RefSeq and is a predicted model, not a curated record. The transcript is spliced from 17 exons. Gene Ontology annotation, cellular component: nucleus; cytoplasm; chromosome. The coding region runs from base 1 to 3192 and encodes 1063 amino acids. NCBI's taxonomy places the organism in Eukaryota, Fungi, Kickxellomycota, Kickxellomycetes, Kickxellales, Kickxellaceae. Gene Ontology annotation, biological process: double-strand break repair via homologous recombination. Gene Ontology annotation, molecular function: ATP binding; 3'-5' DNA helicase activity; four-way junction helicase activity.